GUGGGGCGGAGGGCUCUCCUCUGCUGUGGGUGGGAGGGGUUGACACAGAGAUGUACAGGACAGGACAGCGUCAUGCUCCACAAACCCUCACCACCACACGCUGCUGCCGCUGCCGCAGCUGCUGUGGAGACUCUGGCACAGCCGCGCACAUUACGCAGCGAUCACACGGGCUGUGUCGCAAAGAAGAAGAAGAAGAAGAAAACAACUAAAUGAUCAGAACUGAAUUAACCAUUAAAGGAAUGAUCCCGCUGUUUUCCUCUACAAGCUCGGUUUCCAGAGAGAAGUAACGACGCCGCUCAUUUACCAUGAGCUGUUUGGAUGUUAUGUACCCUGCCUAUGGACAUUACGCACCGUACGCACCGACUGCUCCAGCUUUUAUCAACAGCUUGCAGACUUCCUCAGGUCUGAACAUCACUCCUUCUCACUGUCGGGACUUUAUGGACACUCCCCGGGGUCCCGAGGCAAUGUCUGGGGGCCCAGGCGCUGGAGGUUCAACUUCCUCCUCGUCCUCGUCUAGUGCUUCCUCGUCCUCGUCCUCCUACACGCCGGCGGCUUCCAGGCCAGAGGAAGGGACCAAGGAGAAGCAGGAGGCCCCUGAGGCAGAGUACCUGACACCGCGCUGCAUCCUCUUCACCUAUUACCAGGGUGACAUCAGCAGCGUGGUGGACGAACAUUUCUCCAGGGCGCUGAGCUCCUACAUGGACGGAGAGGGCAAACGGAGGGGAGCGGACCAACACGGCACAGAGACACCUUCACCAAGCAGCAGGCGGAGCUUCCCUCCAUCCUUCUGGGACAGUAACUACUCCCCACCUCAGAGCCGCUCCCACUGUGACACAGGAGCACCCUCGUAUUCCAUGGACCCUUACGCACCAGGGCUUCACCCAGGCCUUCCUCAUCCACACGCCCAUCCGCACCCACACGCUCAUCCUCACUCCCAUCCUCACCCUCCUGAGAGUUGGGGAUACCCUCAAGCUCAGGCCUAUGGGCCCCCGAGGCCCCUCCACGAACUCUAUUCACCCUCAGCUUUGGAGCCCCACUAUGGCCCGCUGUUGAUGCCCACAGUGAGGCCACCACAUUUGCCUACAUUACCAGGCCACUAUGAAGUGAGCAAGCUAGAACCUGCCACGUCCUGGCCGGGUUUAUUACCACCAGGGGACGUCAGCCAGACAAUGGCACUCAACAUGGAUGCAGGUCUUCAGCAGCACAAGAAAGGCAAGGAGCUGUACUGGUUCUAACGAGCCCUUCAGUCACAUUGACCAGCCAUUACCGGAUCCAAUUAGUCCACGGACCUGCUCUGCUAUUGAAGCAGUGUGUCCUCUUUUAUCCCCCCCACG
Cynoglossus semilaevis (tongue sole) is the source of this 1334-nucleotide messenger RNA. It is a transcript of the gene vgll2b, whose product is annotated as vestigial-like family member 2b. Lineage: Eukaryota; Metazoa; Chordata; Actinopteri; Pleuronectiformes; Cynoglossidae. The record is from RefSeq and is a predicted model, not a curated record. The coding region runs from base 306 to 1235 and encodes 309 amino acids. Gene Ontology annotation, cellular component: nucleus. Gene Ontology annotation, biological process: regulation of DNA-templated transcription. The transcript has 4 exons.